Molecule: messenger RNA, 1701 nt
Organism: Carassius carassius (crucian carp)
Lineage: Eukaryota; Metazoa; Chordata; Actinopteri; Cypriniformes; Cyprinidae
Product: gap junction beta-2 protein-like
Exons: 2
Coding region: 146-946 (266 amino acids)
Biological process (GO): cell communication
Cellular component (GO): connexin complex
Source: RefSeq, a predicted model, not a curated record
GUCCACAAUCAAAUCACUUCAUCUCAAGACCAAAAGAAACUCAACAGGUGAAAGUACUCAUUUUAACUCACCUGGACGGAUAUAUUAUGGAUUUUAUCUAAAUUAUCUUGUAAGAUAACAGGAGCUGAGAGCAACAGCAGACAGGAUGAGUUGGGGAGCACUUUAUGCCCAGCUGGGAGGGGUAAACAAACACUCCACCAGCUUGGGAAAGAUCUGGCUUUCUGUCUUCUUCAUCUUUCGCAUUUGCAUCCUUGUAAUAGCCGCUGAGAAGGUCUGGGGGGACGAGCAGUCCAGCUUCACCUGUAACACACAACAGCCAGGCUGCAAAAAUGUCUGCUACGACUACUUCUUUCCAGUCUCACACAUCCGUUUCUGGUGCCUGCAGCUCAUCUUUGUGUCUACACCAGCUUUGCUGGUGGCUAUGCAUGUGGCAUAUAGCAAACGCAAUGUAAAGAAAGGACUUUUGGCCAAACGAGGUGGCAAAGUCAAAGGGGAUGACCUGGAGAGCUUGAAGAAGAGGCGUCUACCUAUCACUGGGCCACUGUGGUGGACCUACACCUCAAGCCUGUUCUUCCGGAUCCUUUUCGAGGCCGGAUUCAUGUAUGCUCUGUAUUAUGUCUACGAUGGGUUUCAGAUGCCUCAUCUGGUGAAGUGUGAGCAGUGGCCCUGUCCCAAUAAAGUUGACUGCUUUAUCUCACGACCAACAGAAAAGACACUCUUCACCAUAUUUAUGGUGGGUUCUUCUGCCAUUUGCAUUUUGCUCAAUGUGGCUGAACUGGCCUACCUGAUUGUCAAAGCACUGCUGAGGUGCUCAGCCAGAGCCAAAGGAAGGCAUGCUUUUGUUCACCAAGACAAAAUGUCAACAGAAAAGGCUCACAUACAGAAUGAAAAGAAUGCAAAGUUGAUGUCAUCUGCUUUGGACUCCUCAAGCAACAAGACUGUUUAAGAUUAUACCUACAUCCAGUGACUAAUUCUAGUAACAUGGUAAUGAGCUUGAAAAUACAUUUUUAUUUUUUUACUUUUUUAAUGCCACCAGGGCACAAAUUACAAUUACAAUUAGCCUAUGUUGUGUACCCUGUUUUUGACAACAUGCCCUGAGAAUAAAACAAAGCCACAAACCUGUCAGCAGGUUUCAAGAAUGCUUCAUUACAAAACUGACAUUACUCCCCCAAAAGACAAUUAGGGCAUAUGACACAGUCUGAAAAAAAUGUUGGAGGUUGUUGAACUUCAUUUUCCACAUUCCUCAAGAGCCUGUCACAUUACUCUCUAAUGGCAUUAAAAAAUCCCAAGAGUGACUCCUAGUGGUCACAACGACAUAAAUGAAGUUUAGAGACCAUCAUUGUAUAAAAUAGUGUCCUUUAUUGAGGGGUCGUUUACAAGAUAUUGUAUUGUAUGUAAAUGUCCAUAAGAGUCCAUAAGAUACAAUCUAAAUGGAAUUGGUUAUGGGUCAUCUGAGCCAUGCUUGUCCUUCAUUAAAUAUUUUCCUUCCAGGAAACAGAAUAUGACCGAUUAUAGAAGAAAAUACUGAGACAAAACCUAACCUCAGAAAUGGCUUUAGAGUUCAAUUCAUUAAUUUUUUUUUUUUUUUUUAUGUAUUACUAGUAUUUUUAAAGUGUAAGUUUUGUGACAAAUACUUGUUCCACUGAAAAAGACAAAUGAUAAAUGUAAUGUGAAAGUCCCAAUUAAAGUGAAAAUAAAAAC